CCGAAAGCGGAAUUAGUCCGCUAGCCCCUUGCUUCUCCACGUGCAUUCGGUUCAUUUACGCCUCCAUGGUUCCGACGAUCACAAGCUUGGAAGAGGGGGGCAUCAGACCAUCGGCCGGCCUGGUCGUGUCCCAAAGAGUCGGAGUAUCUCGAACUUCCAGUCUCCAUCUUUCAACAUGAUGGAUAUGUAAUUGUAAAUUCGUAAUAUUUCCGGAUUGUGUGAAGUUUAGGUCGUCGCCUUUCUCAUGCUGCAUGAUCAUGGCCGACCAGGACCGCUUCGGGUCCUCAACGACUGGCGAUGAAAUUGUCGAAGCGUUCGCAAACGAGGUCAAUGGGAAGACUUUCCUCAUCACCGGCGCCAGCGCCCACUCCCUCGGCGCCGAAACCGCCCUCUCCCUCGCCCGCAAAGGCACCCCCGCCCAACUCAUCCUCCUCAGCCGUACCGAAUCGCGCGUGACGCCCGUCCUCUCUCAAAUCCAGCAUCUCAACCCCCGCGUUCAAACCUUCUUCUUCCCCAUCGACCUCAGCAGCCGCUCCUCGGUCCACGCCGCCGCGGAGCGCGUGCUCGCCCAUCCUCAGAUCCAGCGCAUCGAUGUGUUGAUCAACAACGCGGGGGUGAUGGGCGUGCCGUAUGCGCCGGCCGGGGAGUUUCGAGAGCGGGGUGGGAGGCCGGUGGAGAUGCAUUUGGCGGCGAAUCAUUUGGGACCGUUUUUGUUGACGGCGUUGGUUUUGGAGCGGAUGAGGCAGGCGGGGGUGGGAGCGAGGGUGGUGAAUGUCUCGUCGGCGGCGUAUAUGGGGUCGGGGAUCCGGUUUGAGGAUCUGAACUUCUCGAAUGGAAAGAAGUAUAAGCGGUGGGAAGCGUAUGGCCAGUCGAAGACUGCGAAUAUUCUGAUGGCGAAGUCAUUGUCCAUGAAAGUUGCGAGUCGGGAGGUUGCGAGUUUUAGUCUUCAUCCAGGGAUAAUCCAAACGAACCUCAAUCGCCAUUUUUCUGGAUUCUCAGGCCCCUCAGAGUCUAAUGAUGUUGCUGAAGGACCAUUUGAUAGGUCCCCUCAGCAAGGAUGUUCUACGAUAUUGUUUGCGGCUCUUGACCCCCAGUUACAAGCUCACUCCGGCGCGUAUCUGGGUGAUUGUCAAAUCCAGGAAGCAGAAGACUUCGCAACCGAUGAGCGGAUUGCAGAGCGGCUGUGGAUUUUGAGCAAGGAGAUCGUCGGCAUUAAGGGAGCGAUGCCGUUUGAGCGUCGAAGGAGGCCGGCUUUAUAGCGACCGGCUGGGG
Messenger RNA from Eremomyces bilateralis CBS 781.70, 1272 nucleotides. Its product is annotated as short-chain dehydrogenase. The record is from RefSeq and is a predicted model, not a curated record. NCBI's taxonomy places the organism in Eukaryota, Fungi, Ascomycota, Dothideomycetes, Eremomycetales, Eremomycetaceae. The transcript has 5 exons. Bases 252 to 1259 code for a protein of 335 amino acids.